Messenger RNA from Mucor mucedo, 690 nucleotides. RefSeq lists its product as uncharacterized. Bases 7 to 684 code for a protein of 225 amino acids. The record is from RefSeq and is a predicted model, not a curated record. NCBI's taxonomy places the organism in Eukaryota, Fungi, Mucoromycota, Mucoromycetes, Mucorales, Mucoraceae. The transcript has 4 exons.
UAUGAAAUGUUCGUUGGAGAAUUAACAGAUGCCUAUGUUACCGCCGCCCCUCAGUUCAGAGUAACUGCUCGGAACGUUACUUUAGAGUCUAAAUGCGCUGACUCAGGAGUCAAACAUUACUUUACUGUAUCGCUCAAUAUUUCAGCUUUCACGUUUGAUGAUUCAAACAGGGCCUUCAGCAAUGUCCGUCUUAAUAUAAAUAACGUAAAACCAUUGCCGAUGGUUGAUGAAGAAGGAAAUAUUCUUCCCAUAAAAGUCAAGGAAAUGAAGAUUUCUGAUUUUUCCGACAAGCCCACAAAGCUCACGUAUGCGGUAUAUCGUUAUGUCUGGGAGAACACCAAUGACCCUACAAUUGUUGUUGGUAAGUCCGACAAGACAGCAGAGAGAAAUGUGGAGGCGUUUGCUGUGUCAUUCCAUGACAUGCAUGAGCAUUUGGUCGAAAGGGGUACUAUCCCUCAGAACUGCAACCCAGUUUCGAUCAACGGGGCGAUCAGUCGUCUAAGAACGAAUGCUACUGCUAGGCCUAUUCCCCGUACCAUGAGUACGGUUUACUCAUACAGCACCAAUGUGAGAAAAACCAUUUGGGACGCUCCUUGUUUUAGCUUGGAGAAUCUUAUGAAUGAAAAGUUACCUUUCUCGCCAAACAUUUUAACCAAAACAAGUACCGCAGCCAUGGAAACCUAAUCCCGG